This is a messenger RNA of Dreissena polymorpha, 3147 nucleotides long. RefSeq lists its product as uncharacterized. The transcript has 14 exons. The record is from RefSeq and is a predicted model, not a curated record. The coding region runs from base 1 to 3021 and encodes 1006 amino acids. NCBI's taxonomy places the organism in Eukaryota, Metazoa, Mollusca, Bivalvia, Myida, Dreissenidae.
AUGCAGGAGACACUCAAUGUUCACCAUCGGUUGAAGACCCAUUUCCAACCGGAAAUUCACUGGUUUCAUAGAUAUCAUGAGUGGUACCAGCAGUUAAGUGAAAAAAGUAAAAGUGACAAGCUUCAAGACAUGAGAUCAACCCUGUCCAAGGAAGUUCUUGCAAGUGACGCUGACUACCAGAACAUAUACACGCGAAUGGCGGACACCUUCCUCCAAGCUAUCCCGCAGAAGGUCAUAGAGAACACGAGCUUGGGCGCAUGCGCAAGGUUCUGCGCAACGGAGGUGGAGUUUGAGUGCCAGUCGUUCGAUAUUGACAACCAGAACAGGGAGUGCCAUUUACAUAACCACACCCACCGAGACCCGACCGUAGGCUUGAAGCAUGCGCUUGGGUUCGACCAUUACAGGACUGCAUACGAGCGUCUUUUCAAUCGCAUUCCAAAUCACGUGAUCACGCUUCAACACAACCGCAACAUCCGGGGACUCAGCGUGGAAGAAUGCGCGCGUCGAUGUGUACUGGAAAUGACAUUUCGGUGUCAAGGCUUUGAUUUUGAGGAGCAACGUCGCAGCUGUUGGCUUACAGAGAAACGCGUAUAUGACGUCAGCGGUCUUAAACGUCGUCCUAACGUUGAUUUCUACGAGAGGAAAUCAAACGGUGCAAUGUCACGCUUCAUUAACUACGGACGUGGCGCCCUGCAAACCCUCGAAGGCUUCCAGACAUACGGCAAGAUCAUGCUGGGAGUUAAUCUCGACGCAUGCGCACAACUGUGUCUCGCUGAAACGUCAUUUCCGUGCGCAAGUUUUGAUUACGUGUUUGUCGAGUCAUCAUGUCAGCUAAGCCAAUACAUAGCUGCGAAUGUGUACGGUAUUCGGACGGAUUUCGAUCCCGGAUACGAAGUCAUGCAUUACGAAUUAAUAGGCGAGUUUUUAAACUACUUCUACCCGACCCCAUACGCGUCCGUACCGGGACGAAACGAUCGAACACUGAGAAAGGUGACACCGGAGACGUGCGCGCGAAAAUGUCUAGAGGAAAAGGACUUCGUUUGCAGAUCGUUCGAUUAUCAGAUCACAGAGGGGACUUGUCUUCUGAGUCACGUUACCGGAAGUGACGCGGGCGGCCUCUAUACACCGGAUGGAGUCGCCGUGCACCAUUUUGAAAUGAAGCCCUCGCUCGAUUGCGGCGGCCUGUUGGGUGGGGACUGGGGAACCCUCGCCUCGCCGAACUGGCCACGCCCGUAUCCCCAUCACGUGAACUGCACGUGGACUAUAGCGGUGCAGGAUUUCAAGGUUAUACGCUUAGUUUUUCAUCAUAUUAAUCUUGGUACACAGUCAGACGAUCUCUGUGACACAGACGGAGACGGGCUGCGUGUAAUAGAAACCAAGAGCGAAGGGACGCAAUCCUUCUGCGUAGAUAAUUACGUGACGGAGUUAGUUACCUUGACAAACGAAGUCCGCAUUAUGUUCACCACAAACGCGCAUGAUGAUGCCCAAGGGUUCCGCAUAUUUUACUACGCAGAAUGGCCGUGUAACAUCACGUACACACGGGAUAACGGCCAACUGGCGUCCCGAAGAUGGCCGGCGCACUACACACCGGAUACCUCGUGCAAAUGGUCCUUGGUUGCGCCACCUGGUGCCCGCGUUUGGCUGAAAUUCACCUCAAUUGAACUAGAAGAUCACAUGGCGUCAAACUGCAGAACUGCGUACGACAAAGUGGACAUUUACGACACUGAUAAUACGACAUCAACGUUAGUACGAACGCUUUGUGGUAAUAAGCAUGUGAAGCAUUCAAUUACGUCGCAAGGAAAUAAUCUGACAUUAGUUUUCACUUCCGAUUCAAGAGUGCAAGCCAAAGGAUUCCAUGCAUCGUAUACGUUCAUAUACGCAACAUCAUCCUCUACAACAGUAAAAACAGCAACAACCCCUAUGCAUGUACAGCCAACUGUACCUCUGUCACAAAGCGCCUCUACCGCAGCAAGCAUUACCAAUGCUACCUUUUAUAGACUCGGAAUAUCAGGUUUAACGAAUGACUCCUUACCUCUUCAUAUGAACAACGACACCAUAUCUACCUCAGAACAGUUAGCAAUGGUUAGCGAAGAACGUGAUCACGACAAAGACGACGUCAUCAAACUGACCGCCAUAUUUACGGAACCAGACUCACAAUAUGAUAUUUCUGAAAACGACACAUUUGAUCUCAUGGGGAAUACAGGUGACGAUAUUGGUCGCGGCUUUAUACCGGAAGUUGUGCCCGACGCUGACAAUAAAGGCCCGGAUGUUCGCGCAGUCAUCCUUGGAGUGAUUGCCGCCCUGGUUUCCAUGCUUAUUGUAAUACUACUUACGUUGGUACUCGUCUGUAGGCACUACAGAUCACGACAACCGAAGCAUCGUCUAGGGUCAAACCUGCAGAAUCUUGAAGAAAAUAUGUCUCUUUGUCCAGACAGACAUGAAGACACAAUGAGGUUCAAGGACGAGGACGACAUUGAUGACGCCGCACGUUUGCCGUUGCCAUGUGACCCGGAUCCUGUGCCAGAUGUGGAAUUCCUCAACCCUAUGUACUCCCACCCAACAAGGGUCGCCACUCCAGAAUCGGACGGACAAACGCAAGUCAAAGCAACAAACCACUCGCACUUAGUUGCACACAAUCAAGGCGCAGAUAGUCCUCAGUUUUCACAAUGCCCGCAAAGCGAAUGUAUCAUCGACGGUAAUUCCGCUGUAACAAUUAGUCAUAUAAAUUCGCGAAAAGACAGCGUGGUUGUUUACCGUAAUGGGUUAACUCGGGACCAAAUAAAUGCCGUAGAAAAUGGGAACGGUAUACGCUGCGAUUUAAGUACUCGAAAUUGCGGACGCGAUGAGGGUGUCGUUGUGUGUGAACAUUCUGUAAUUACUACUGCAGAUCUAAAUACAGCAGGUAUUCCGGGUAACAAUGAUGGAAAUUCCUCAAUGUUGUCCGAAGAAUGGGUCCUUAACAAGAAUGGACAACAUAGUUCAAGACAGCUGGCAUUCAUUGACUGCUUUACGACAGUGUAACCAUUGUGCACAUUGAUGAAAAAAAUGGGUAAUAUUAAGUUUACUCAUUAUUAUUUUAUGUGCGCUUUAUAAAUUAUAUUAACCGUUGUUUGAAUGAUACGACUAAAUAAAAUGUACAUUACUUGU